Messenger RNA from Leptonychotes weddellii (Weddell seal), 2036 nucleotides. NCBI's taxonomy places the organism in Eukaryota, Metazoa, Chordata, Mammalia, Carnivora, Phocidae. The record is from RefSeq and is a predicted model, not a curated record.
UUCAUGUUGUGUGUUUACUACUGAUGGGCUUUGUGUCCAUAGGCCUACGAGAUCCUGCUCUUAGCCUCAGUUUUCUUUUCUAAAACACACGGAUAGGAAUUCCUGCUCUUCUGCUUCACGGAGUGCUUGUGGAAAAGAACACUACAAAAUGGUUAACAGUUUUCAAGAAAACAUUAAAACUCAGUUGACUGUGUUUCUGUGUUUUGUUUGGUCUUUUAGGUUGCUGACGGAGCUGGAGUCCCCUUCUUGGUGGCCCUUUAGCUCCAAGCUUUGGAAGAUGCCAGCAGAAACAAAGCCCAAGGGGGGCACCUCAACGGCUAGUCCCAAAGCUCUUGGGAAAGAAGGGGUAGUGGUCCGAAUUCCUGCUGUUAUCUCCCAGGGGACAGCAUCUCAUGUUAAAGCAGGAAGUCUUACCAUUCUUGUGUCCGGGUUGGAAAUCCGUGAUUCGAGUUCUUUGCUCAUGCACAGAUUUGAAAGAGAAGAUAUAGAUGACAUUAAGGUUCACACACCUUAUGAAAUCAGCGUCCGCCAACGGUUCAUCGGGAAACCAGACAUAGCUUAUCGCCUGAUAUCCGCCAAGAUGCCCGAGGCUGUCCCCAUUUUGGAGGUGCAGUUCAGCAAGAAGAUGGAGUUGUUAGAAGGCGGCUUGACGCCCGGAAGUGCCAGCGUGUCUUCCCCAGCAGAGAAGGGCUGCUCUGUCUGGCAGGCGGGUAAGUGCGUGUCGGUCUCCAGGGCCGCGGCCUGUGGUACACCGUUCACGUGCUGCGUCACUGAGAGCAUCUGCUGGUUCUGUGCACCGGUGCAGACUGUCCGUUUGUUUGUAAAUGAGAACACUUCAGACCGUUUUCCUCAGUACCUGCCACCUCAGACAGCCUGAGUCCCGGAGCGCGGGUGUAUCACACACUGGAGGGCUGUGUGGGUUUCCCCUGAGCUCAGCAAGGCUUGGUGGCCCUUUCAGAACAGAGGGAGGCUCCACGUUAGGCGAUUCCCCCUUUCCUCUGUGUGACUCAGGGCACUACCUGCCCACCCUGGUGGGUGUCCAGUCCCACCGCCCCUGACCUUGGCGUCAGUCUGGGUCAUCCCAGCCCGCCUUCCAGGGACAUGUUUAGGAAUCAGAAUCUCUGAAAGCUGCAGCAUAGUUUUUGUGGGUUUGCAGGCCUCCACUGGCGGUGAGGCGUGCUGUCCUCCUGAGUGUCUCUGGGGAGCACAGAGCUGGGCAUGGCCCUGGGGGUCGCAGGAGUCCCAGGUCCCAGCCCCGGCCUCGCCGACAGCAGCCUGGGGUCAUCUGACUUCUCAGAUUUGCCCUCCUGAUGCUGUCAGGUGGCAUCUUGCUGGUGUCUUUAUUUUCAUGUCUAAUUGAUUGUGACGUGGAGCAUCUGAUGCUCCUUAUUUGCUUUUGGCCUUCACACGUUUCUCUGUGGAUUGCCUGUUCUGUGGUGUUUUUUUUUCUUCUUCUACUGUGCUGUUUGUUUAUUCCAUGUUGUAGGUAUGCAUCCCUUGUUGGCUUUAGAAGCUACCACCUCUGCCAGACUGUCAUUCUCCAUUACAGAAAUCCUUAAUUGGGCAAAUUCCCCUUAAGUUUGUUUCUGCACCCAUCUUAAGAAAUCCCAAAGUCAUAAAAUACCUUAUUUUCCCAUAGGUGAUCUUACGUCUGUGUUACUGUGAUUUUUCUAACAGGCUAGUAGUCAUUCCUUGUUGACUUUGAUUGCUGGAUGUCUGUUACAGUAAGAGAUAUGUUUGCUUCUUUUUACUCUGAAGUGAUUGAUUUCAGUGCUAAUAUGUAACCUGGUUCCCUAACACAUGAAUAUUUUGAUGUUAUUCUACAUGGCUUCUCGUUUCAAAAGAAAUUUACCCGAAAAUAGAUCUGUCCCAUAAGCACCAAAAUUUUGGAAGUGUUAAUUUAAACAGGUAAUUUGGCAUUUCCAGAUUUUUCUUUGGCCCUUCGCAAGGCAGGACUGGGAAGCCCGUAAAGGGGCCAAGGAGGGUGGGCAGUACCCACGAGCCCAAGACCCUGAUGAGGGAGGCCUCAGGCUAGG